Messenger RNA from Lachnellula hyalina, 793 nucleotides. RefSeq names its product Protein FYV4, mitochondrial (gene FYV4). The record is from RefSeq and is a predicted model, not a curated record. The transcript is spliced from 2 exons. The coding region runs from base 44 to 793 and encodes 249 amino acids. Gene Ontology annotation, cellular component: mitochondrion. NCBI's taxonomy places the organism in Eukaryota, Fungi, Ascomycota, Leotiomycetes, Helotiales, Lachnaceae.
UUUUGGUGCAUCUAUUCCGCCACUUUUUUCUUCCGUGGAGAGAAUGGCCAUGGAGGCGGCCGCUUCUGCCUUAGGCUCAAAUGUAAUCCAUGCCAUGAUCCACUGGGCUGCCCCAAGCAUAAUGAUUGUCAAACCUCCACAAUUGCGGCCUAUUCCCUCUUUUCUGCUCCCGUUUGCGCAGCCACUUCCCCACGCUCGACGUCUGCAUCAGCGCGUUAAAGCCGCUCCAAUACCACGCCCGACACCAUUCGUGCCAGAUGCACAGACAUUCCUCACUCUUAUCGGGCGCAAAUUGAGCCAGCAUGCGUCAAAGAUCCCUUCAUGGGACGCGCUCUUCUCGCUGACCUCUGCUCAGCUCCGAGAGCUGGGUGUUGAACCACCCCGGACUCGGCGGUACCUCUUACGCUGGCGGGAAAAGUUCAGGAAUGGGCAGUUUGGCAUUGGUGGUGAUAUUCAGCAUGUGGAGAAUGGGACUGCAGAGCUUCGCGUAGUAGAGGUAGCUGGUCAACAUGGAGGGAACCAUAAGAUCAUUGUCAACGUGCCUGCAGGAGGCAGUGCGCCUCCGAAGACGCUGACUGAGGACAUCGUGCCGAUCAACGGCGUGCAUAUCAAGAGAGCACACACCAUUGUAGGACCACACGUUCAGCCGCUGAAAGGGGGCAGGGCUGCUAAGAUCGAGGUGAAGGAAGGCCUGUGGGAGGACAAAAGAGGACAUAAGAUUGAUGGAGGUGAAAGACGACAAGCCGAGAUUCGAGCAAAAAGGAGGGGAGAGGAGAGACGUGCAGCGAGAUAG